Messenger RNA from Orycteropus afer afer, 384 nucleotides. It is a transcript of the gene ACYP2, whose product is annotated as acylphosphatase 2. Lineage: Eukaryota; Metazoa; Chordata; Mammalia; Tubulidentata; Orycteropodidae. The coding region runs from base 1 to 384 and encodes 127 amino acids. Gene Ontology annotation, molecular function: acylphosphatase activity. The record is from RefSeq and is a predicted model, not a curated record. The transcript is spliced from 4 exons.
AUGAGCCUCCUCCCUCUCGCGGCCGCCGCAGUCGCAGCGCCCCGAAUCCCGCUCCGGCUCUUCGGCAGAGGGCUCGCCGCCACCAUGUCCACCUCUGGGUCGCUCAAAUCCGUGGACUACGAAGUGUUCGGAAAUGUGCAGGGUGUUUGCUUCAGAAUGUACACAGAAGGUGAAGCUAAGAAAAUAGGAGUGGUUGGCUGGGUGAAGAACACCAGAAAAGGCACUGUGACAGGCCAAGUGCAAGGCUCCGAAGAUAAAGUCAAUUCCAUGAAGUCCUGGCUGAGCAAGGUUGGGAGUCCUAGUUCUCGCAUUGAUCACACCAACUUUUCCAACGAAAAAUCCAUCUCUAAACUGGAAUACAGUAACUUUAGUAUUCGAUACUAA